This is a messenger RNA of Macrosteles quadrilineatus (aster leafhopper), 2190 nucleotides long. Its product is annotated as glycoprotein 3-alpha-L-fucosyltransferase A-like. Gene Ontology annotation, cellular component: membrane. Gene Ontology annotation, molecular function: alpha-(1->3)-fucosyltransferase activity. Lineage: Eukaryota; Metazoa; Arthropoda; Insecta; Hemiptera; Cicadellidae. The coding region runs from base 562 to 1899 and encodes 445 amino acids. The transcript has 7 exons. The record is from RefSeq and is a predicted model, not a curated record.
AAAUCAUUCAAUAUCUUAUCAAAGAUUAAAGGGAUUUGCUUAACAAUUUCUUUGAAAUCUAUAAUCUGUAGCAUAAUCUGUUUCUGCUCUCUUGUCAGAAUUUAUGCCAUCUUCACUACACUCAAACUUUGGUACAAUGUUGUACUCUGUUUGUUGUACCUUACUAUUCAGCCAGGCUAUUUAUGUCAAUACGCAUGACUGUUAAUUCUGCUGGCUCAUUAACAAAGGUUGCCUUGGAGUAUAAGAAACCUUCUAUUGACAAUCAUAAUUUAGUUUAAACCUACACGAAUGCAUUAGUUAGUAUACCAUAUGUGUUUUUCUGUAUUGUGCUACCAAUAAUGUAAAUUAAUCUAAAAGUAAUAUAUAUUUUCUUCUUUGCAUCAUCAUAACAGAUUAUUCAUCUUUUCUAAAUUUUUUUUUUUAUGUAUACAUCAAUUAAAUAUACAUCAGUCUAUAUUCCCUAUCCCCAGAACCUAAGCUGUAGGUAGAUACAUUUGAUUGUGACGUCUUUUAACUUAGCAGUGGACAAUUCAAACACCGUUUAAGGUAGUUUUGCUAGAGAUGUUUCCGAGAUACAGUAGGACAUGUUUUGUGAUCCUGGUGUCUGUUGUUGUCAUCUUCUUCACCGUGGUUAUGCUGUUAUCCUUUCAUGAAGAUUUAGGUGAAAGAAAGAAGAGGACUGGAACACAAGACUUCAAACUAGGAUCUUGGUCUUGGGUGUUUCAAAAACCCAUACAAGAUGUAGAAGAAAAUACAUCAGUCAUUUAUAACAUCUCUAAGGAGUCACUACCGUGGUACUUCAAAGGAGGGCUGAGGAUGCCACAGCCUUCUGUCCGGGGAUUGUCAGGACAUCAAGAGGCUCGGCUGUGGCCUGCAGAAGACCCGGACAGCGACCGGAUAGAGAACCAACUCAUGUUUGUACCUCCAGACCCGAUACCAGCUGGCAAACUGAAGAAGAUUCUGUUGAUGUAUGGACUAUAUUCGUGGGAUGCAAAGCCUGGCACAAAAGUUUUUGCCAAAUGUCCUGUCAAGUCCUGCUCCUUGACAAUAAACCGACAGGAUGCAAGCAAUGCAGACGCAAUUCUUUUCAAAGACUACAUCACUCAUCCUGGCGUCAAAAGGCCAUCAAGUCAAGUAUGGAUCCUCUUUCAUUUAGAAAGUCCUCCUCACACUUCUCGUGUUGACGACCAGUACAACAGCCUAGUGAACUGGACGGCCACGUACAGACGGGACAGUGACAUUGUUACCCCGUAUGACAAGUGGGUCUACUGGGACCCGCAGGUCACCCAGUACCCAGGACCUCUGCGGGACUUUGCAGCCAACAAGACGGGCAAGGUCGCCUGGUUUGUGUCUAACUGUGGGGCUAGAAAUGGACGGCUGCAAUAUGCACAUGAACUGCAGAAAUACAUUCAGGUUGACAUUUAUGGAGCUUGUGGAAACCUUGUGUGCCCUCGUUCAAUUUCAGAAAAGUGUUUUGAUCUCUUAGAUAAAAAAUAUAAAUUUUACUUGGCAUUUGAAAACUCCAACUGUAAAGAUUACAUUACAGAAAAGUUUUUUGUAAAUGGGCUUAAACACAAAGUUUUACCAAUUGUGAUGGGAGCGAGGCCAGAAGACUAUGCCAAAGUAGCUCCCAAGAACAGUUACAUUCAUGUUGACGACUUUGAGUCACCAAAACAUCUCGCUAAAUUUCUCCACAAGCUAGACCAAGACGAUGAUCUUUACAACUCCUAUUUCCGAUGGAAAGAUACAGGGGAGUAUAUUGACUCAGGUUUCUUCUGUCGCAUUUGCUCGUUGCUGCAUGCCGAUUUUCCUGACAAGAACUACCAUGAAGAUAUGAACAAGUGGUGGCACGCUGAUGGAAUUUGCACCCCUAACUCAUGGCGGGAUGUGAACGGCUGAGUUUAUAUUACCACUAGAGAGUUAGUCGCAGUAGACUUUGUGUACGGUGGACUAGUCUGAAGACUCGCUUUGUAUAUAUAACAACUGUAUGAUUGGCAUGUCUUCUACAGUCUCAGUCUAAUAUCACUAUCGUGGACUUCAGGAUGAGACUGUAUCACAUAAUGGCAAACUGACUGUUCAGCCUGUUCAGUACCACAAGAUUACUGAACAACCAAUCUCUCACACACACACAUCUUUUAGGUUUAAAUCUACAGGUUGUUCAAAAAAGGUGGGGAAAUAUUUUACCUAGUG